This is a messenger RNA of Staurois parvus, 459 nucleotides long. The record is from the annotation of a GenBank genome assembly. NCBI's taxonomy places the organism in Eukaryota, Metazoa, Chordata, Amphibia, Anura, Ranidae.
CCGGGUGCCCACUGCGCAUGCGCCAGAAUCGCUGCGCUUUGUGAAUGGCCCCGUAGUCUUGUGAGACCUGUCAAGUGUCUGGACUCCCUGGUCAUCUCCUGUACUAUGUCCGCAGUCUCUGGUCAUCUCCUGUACUAUGUCCGCUGUCUUCUGGUCAUCCCCUUUACUAUGUCUGCAAUCUCUGGUCAUUCUCCUGUAGUACAUCUGCAGUCUCUGGUCAUCUCCUGUACUGUGUCUUGCAGUCUGUGGUCAUCUCCUGUACUGUGUCUGCAGUCUGUGGUCAUCUCCUGUACUGUGUUGCAGUCUGUGGUCAUCUCCUAUACUAUGUCCACAGUCUGUGGUCAUCUCCUGUACUAUAUCUGCAAUCUCUGGUCAUCUCCUGUACUAUGUCCGCAGUCUCUGGUCAUCUCCUGUAGUAUGUCCGCAGUCUCUGGUCAUCUCCUGUACUAUGUCCGCUGU